AUGACUCGAUUCACGCCUGCAACCUUCAAAUCCAUCCCUCUUCUCCUUUUAUUAAUAUCGUCAUGCGCCAUAAAUGUUCUUGCUAGUCCAACCCUGCAUCAGGACAUGAUUUACGCUAGUGAUAAUUCUGAUAAUAUAGAUAAUGUUGUCACAACACCAGAUGGUAAACCAGCCGAAGGAUUCGAUUAUACAGAAGAAAAUGCAAAUUUAAUUCCAGUCACCGGAACGCCAGAACCAACAAUCAGCUCCAUGGGUAUAUUAUUCAGUCCAGGCGAUGUUUGCAAUUACGCUCCUAUAUCUAUCCCAUCAGACAUUGCUCAAAUUGCUCGAUUCAAACGUAUUGCCCUUAUUAAGCAAGGUGCAUGUUCGAUUUAUGAUCAGAUUCAAACUGUUCAACAACAAGAAGGAGUGGUUGGUGCCAUCAUUUAUAAUGAUGGAACUACAUCAUUAUCGCAACCAAAACCAAAUUUUGUAGCAAAAAUUCCAGUUUUCCGUGUCAAAGGCGAUAGUGGUAAUGAAUUGAUGAAGAAUUUAGAAAAUGAACAAAACCAACAAACUACUGAAGGUCAAAGAAAAAUGAUCAGAAUUGUUAUGUUACCUUCUUCAGGUUCAUUUGGUGGUUGGCAAAUUGCAAUCAUCGUUAUUGGUUCAUUACUUGCCGCUUCGUUCUUAGUGUCAGUUUUGAUUCAUUGCCGCUUAUAUCAACUUAGACGACGUGAACGAUCUUUGAUGGUUGCUCAACAUGAAGCUAAUGUAAAUGCCAAAUUACAGACUUACACUUUAGAGAAAUCUGUAGUUAAAUCUUUCCCUAUCAAGAUCUAUGGCAAACAAGACAAAAUCUCUGCCGUCUUCCAAGUUUCCGAUUCCUCUAGAUGUCCAAGCGGUUCACCUGAAAUUUGUUCUAUUUGUUUAGAAGAAUUCUCUGAUGGUGAAACCUUGAGGGAAUUGCCAUGUUCUCAUUUGUAUCAUAUAGAUUGUGUGGAUAAGUGGCUUACAACAAAAUCAUCCAAUUGUCCUCUUUGUAAGCAAGAUGCUACUCCACCUGCUAUCGCUGAGAAACGCGAAAAGAGAUAUGUUCAUACAGUUCAAAUUCAAAAUAAUCUUGAUAAUAUCUAUAAUACAUCUAAUGAGAGCAGAAGAAGUAAUAGAAGUGGCGAGAAUUCCUCUAAAUUGUCAAGGGUUUUGGAAUUGUUCGGAUAUGGAGGUUCAAGCAGUCGGGAUGCUCAAUCUUCUCAUGUGAGACCCACUGGUGGAAAUCUCUUUGGCAUUCAAGAACUUCCUCCCGUUGUUGUUCGUGAUGAAAACUUAAACCGCAUUGUAUAA
Funneliformis geosporum is the source of this 1323-nucleotide messenger RNA. The record is from the annotation of a GenBank genome assembly. Lineage: Eukaryota; Fungi; Glomeromycota; Glomeromycetes; Glomerales; Glomeraceae.